AUGUCGCCUCUCCUCCUGUGGGCUCUGCUCCUGUCAUCGGCGCAGGCAGCUUUUGUUCGCGGCUGGGAAUGCUCCCCCGCUAGUACGGCGUUGACUGGGCCUCAUGUUUUUCGACCGCAAUCCUUAAGUGGUUAUCUGGUUUCUCCAGAUCAUGAAGGGACAACACUAUUCCUGAAGUUCACGGGCGAUUUCACCUCCGAUACCUGCGACUCUUUCAAUGGAUCCCUGGCACAAUUGGUUGUGGAUGCAAGUGUCUUGGGUCACCCUGUAGGCUUUCAGGGAGAGCCCAGGGGAAGAUGUGCUGAAAGCCCUUAUCAAUACAACACCAAUCUGUCAAACCAAGGUAACAGAAAGGCUCAUAUGGAGGGUGGUCUCCGCCGAUAUGCCAUCUAUGAGACCUCCUACUACCUCAACCACACCUAUGCCCUGCACACACUGGACACAACCGUUCAACUGCAACUGGAGGAUCAGAAAAUUAGUUGUACCGCUACCCAUAUCACACCCUAUAUCGGCUCACUAGCUUCAAAACUCCUGAAGGCUCUUCCUUUCGUCAUUAUGGUCUUGUUUGGAAUUACGACAGCCCCGCUCAAAGUCCUUCGUGCCAAUGGAAGAAGCAUGUUUCGAUACGAGCUUGCCGACUUAUCUCGAGAUCCAGCUCAAUCCCACCUACGGGGCCUAGGUGAUUGUCUGCACUUCCUCCAAUUCAUCUUUCUAAGCAGCUGCCUGACACUUUCAUACCCUGGUUUUUUCCGAGCAAUCGCCGGGCAGCUGGCCUGGUCCUCGCUCAUCUUCCGAAAUUGGCCUGUGACACAUGAUUUUACUUAUCCCGGUGUCAACGACGGUUUUUAUGCCACUAAUUCGACUUGGGGCUUGGAGGAGAUGACACAGGUGCUGGGCGGAACCGUCAUUAGUGACCUCUGGGUCAAUGCGAUUGUCAACCUUGUCCUCGUUAUUGUGGGGAUCAUCGUGUUGGUGCAAGUUCCGUUCGGGAUUCAAUGGGUAUCGAAGACUUUCCGGAGGCGACAGCCAAUUGAGCUGACAGACCUUCAGGAGGAGUCUGUGACUCAAUGUCAGCGUACUGGCUGGAGUAUCCUCCGAACAGUGCUCGAUUACUUCCUCCUUCCACUCGUAACCUUUUCCUCGAGUCAAUUUCUUAUAGCCUCAUGGUUUCCGGUCUAUCGUACCUUCUUCGCGGUAUUGAUCAUCGGUCUGCUCACCGUGUCUCUGGGCUUCACGAUAUGGUACUUAGUGAAGAGUAAUAGACAAGGGGCCUUUUUCCAGGAGAGCUUAGUUCCUAACCGUUAUUCUGGAAGCUGGAUGUUCUUUGUUCUGUACGGCAUUCCGCUUGUCAGAGGCAUAGCGAUCGGGGCACUACAACAAUCAGGCCUUGUUCAGACUGUGGUUCUUAUGGUUUGUGAAACGCUCAAUCUUGCUUGUCUGCUGUGGAACUGUCGGGACUUUCACGCAUGGAGACCUGUGUGCUUUUCGCUGUGGAGGUUUGCCAGCCUUGCCAUGACUUGUGUAUUCCUCCCACAGUUCCAGGCGAGCGAGCGCGAUAAGGGCUUGAUAGCAUACAGCAUCUUGUUCCUUCACGCAGCCAUGCUCUUUUUCGGGUUCUUCGUUCCCAGUGUUUCGAGCAUCGUGCUAUUUACACUCCGCGAAUUGGGAAUCACACAGUCCCAUGGUAGCAACCUCGUGGAACCCCAUCAGGCACCGGUCUUCGGGAUCGGUCAACUCUCGCAGCGGUCGACGAGGAAGUCUUCAUUUACAGAGCUCCCAGAGCUUCGUCCUGCAGCUUAUCCUCAACCAAUGGGGCCAUACACCACCGACGCUAUUCCAUCGUACUUUCGAGCUCCUCGGCCCGUAACUCCGAAAUCCUCAUCGUCUCGGCAUUUCACCACCAUCAAAACGCAGUCCCAUAGCGAAAGUGAAUCGGGGGAUUCAAGCUUGGGCUCGGUAGACCUGAGUGUCCUGGACGAAGACACGGCCACGAUCAGCGGCGAUGGCGAUUAUUCCAAACGCGAGGCGGAUCAAUACUACGGUCGGCCGAUGGCAUCGCAGAUCGGCGCCAGGGUAGAACGAAUGGAACCAUCCCGUUCCACAGUGCCAGAUAGAUCCAGGAGAUGGCCGUGGGCAAAGAAAAAGACAAAAGGAUUCGAAGUUGUGCGGCCCGCUCGCCCGGGGAUGUGA
Messenger RNA from Aspergillus homomorphus CBS 101889, 2190 nucleotides. RefSeq lists its product as uncharacterized. Gene Ontology annotation, biological process: transmembrane transport. The transcript has 3 exons. The record is from RefSeq and is a predicted model, not a curated record. The coding region runs from base 1 to 2190 and encodes 729 amino acids. NCBI's taxonomy places the organism in Eukaryota, Fungi, Ascomycota, Eurotiomycetes, Eurotiales, Aspergillaceae.